AUGGCUGAACGAGGAUACAGUUUCUCCCUCACUACCUUCAGGUAAAGUAAAAGAAAAAUAAAUUUCUGCAUCGCAAAACAAAACGUAGUCAAUUAACACCUUACCGUGAGGCCAUAUUCUGCUAUAAUUGUGAUCUUGUUCUUGCUCAAUGGCCAUUAAAUACACUUGAGGCAACUCUGCAAGAGAUGCAGUGUCACGCCGAUGCUAACUAGCUAGCUUCCUACCGGUAGCUGUUGAAGCGAGCUAGCUAGCGUAAGCCAAUUGAUAGUUCUGUAAUUUAGGCUAAUGUCUAAAUAUUUGUAGCUACUGCAGUGGCUAGCAAUUUGUUUUACACCCCCCCCCCACCCUCUAGUUUUGGCUACAGGCUACACAGUUAGCUAGAUGUAACUGAUUAACUUACAACAUUUCUAUUAACAGGUGUAGGUUAGUGCUAUAACUAACGUUACCUAGUUACAUAUCUUCCUUGUUCCUAACAGCCCCUCUGGGAAGCUGGUCCAAAUUGAAUAUGCCCUGGCAGCAGUGGCCGCAGGUGCACCCGCUGUAGGAAUUAAAGGUGAGUAGUUAAAUUAAAACAUUUUGAUGCAGGUAGUUUACAUCCACCUUGUCUAUUUAUUCGGUGUUUUUAUUUAUUUAAUUAAUCAGUGCCCAUCCAAUUAAACAUCUCAACAGACUUAUACACAACUAAACAUUGACUUUCAUUAUCACCUCAAGUAAGGAGAGCUGAUUCCAAGCGUUGUCACUUCAUUUUCCUCCCCUUCCUACAGCCUCAAAUGGAGUUGUCUUGGCAACGGAGAAGAAACAGAAGUCCAUCCUGUACGACGAGACCAGUGUUCACAAAGUUGAGCCUAUAACCAAACACAUUGGUAUGGUGUACAGUGGCAUGGGACCUGACUACAGGUAAUGAGGGAAUGGGGAACUCAUUCUUACUGAAAAUCAACUUCAGCAUAUAGUAUUAUACAUAUUCCACUCCCUAUGCACUCUAGUAUAUUGACUGCUUCAUAGAAACAUGAUGUAGUUGUUUAUAGAAUAUUGCUAUGGUCUAUGAUUUCUUAGCAUACAUGAUUAAACAAAGUCAAUAAACAAGUAAACUAAAGUUACAGGCCUUGAGUGUAACGAGACGAGAUGCUCUUUGUUGUGUUGACAGGGUGCUGCUCCGGAGAGCCAGGAAGUUGGCCCAGCAGUAUUUCCUGGUGUACCAGGAGCCCAUACCCACAGCUCAGCUUGUUCAGAGAGUGGCCUCCGUCAUGCAGGAGUACACACAGUCAGGGUAUGGAGUAUGAUACUGUAGCUACCUAUUGAGGACUUAUUUUUUGCUUACCAUGACAGUGAUUACCAGUUCUCGCUUAGCUUAAAUAACCAGAAUAUAAAUGUGGAGUAGUCCAAAAGUCAACUGUUUAUUUUUUUAAACCCUUUUUACAUACAGUGCAUUCGGAAAGUAUUCAGACCCCUUGAAUUUUUCCACAUUUUGUUACGUUACAGCCUUAUUCCAAAAUGGAUUACAUGUUUUCCCUCAUCAAUCUACACACAAUACCCCAUAAUGACAAUGCGAAAACAGGCUUUUGCAAAUGUAUUAAAAAUAAAAAACAGAAAUACCUUAUUUACAUAAGUAUUCAGACCCUUUGCUCUGAUACUCGAAAUUGAGCUCAGGUGCAUCCUGUUUCCAUUGAUCAUCCUUGAGAUGUUUCUACAACUUGAUUGGAGUCCACCUGUGGUAAAUUAAAUUGAUUGGACAUGAUUUGGAAAGGCACACACCUGUCUAUAUAAGGUCCCACAGUUGACAUUGCAUGUCAGAGCAAAAACCAAGCCAUGAGGCAGGGACUGGGAGACAAGUCAUGACCGAGGGAAAGAUGAACGGAGCAAAGUACAGAGAGAUCCUUGAUGAAAACUUGCUCCAGAGUGCUCAGGACCUCAGACUAAGGUUCCCCUUCCAACAGGACAACGACCCUAAGCACACAGCCAAGACAACGCAGGAGUGGCUUCGGGACAAGUCUCUGAAUGUCCUUGAGUGGCCCAGCCAGUGCCCGGACUUGAAGCCGAUCGAACAUCUCUAGAGGCCUGAAAAUAGCUGUGCCGCAACGCUCCCCAUCCAACCUGACAGAGCUUAAGAGGAUCUGCAGAGAAGAAUGGGAGAAACUCUCCAAAUACAGGUGUGCCAAGCUUGUAGCGUCAUACCCAAGAAGACUCGAGGCUGUAAUCGCUGCCAAAGGUACUUCAACAAAGUACUGAGUAGUGUAAAGGGUCUGAAUACUUAUGUAAAUGUGAUAUUAAAGUUUUUUAUUCUUCAUAAAUUUGCAAACAUUUCUAAACUUUUUUUGCUUUUUCACUAUGGGAUAUUGUGUGUAGAACAAUUUUAGAAUAAGUCUAAUGUAACAAUAUGUCGAAAAAGUCAAGGGGUCUGAAUACUCUCCGAAUGCACUGUAAACAGAUGUCACAAAGUGCUUAUACAGAUACCCAGCCUAAAACUACAAAGAGCAAGCAAUGCAGAUGUAGAAGCAGAGUGGCUAUGGAAAACUCUCUAGAAAGGCAGGAACCUAGUAAGAAACCUAAGAGAGGAAUCAGGCUUCGAGAGGUGGCCAGUCCUCUUCUGGCUGUGCCGGGUGGAGAUUAUAAAAGUACAUGGCCAGAUCGUUCUUCAAUGUUCCUUUUCAGACUAUCAAGUAAGAAUCAUAGGAUGUAAUGAAAUGACUGGGGGGGGGGAAUAGUUAUGUAAUUCAAUGAAUGUAGUUAAUUUGAUUUGAACAAUGAAUGCAUUCAUGAUGGAGUCAAUUUGCUUCAUGUAGGCUUAAAUGUUUUAAAAUGUAUAUUUUGAAAUGUUUUGUCUUCUAUUGCAGGGGUGUCCGUCCUUUCGGAGUGUCCUUGCUGAUCGCCGGUUGGGAUGAGGAUCGACCAUACCUUUUCCAGUCUGAUCCGUCUGUAAGGGCUGGUUACCACCAUUUGCUAUCUGAACAUGUUUGUCUUCUGUAUUUGUUGCGAGAUCAUGAUGAUAAUCAUGUUUUGAUUUCUCUACCCAGGGAGCAUAUUUUGCCUGGAAAGCAACUGCUAUGGGGAAGAACUACGUCAAUGGGAAAACAUUCCUUGAGAAAAGGUAUGUCGAUCAAUUCUCCCGUCCUCCCAAUUGGCACCAUAUUCCCAGCAUCAGCAUGUCGUGUGGCAGUUAUGGUUCAACUGCAGUGUUUCGUAACCCUUUGAUAAAUGUGGGGUAAAGUCAUUUGUGUGUCUCCUCACUCAGAUACAACGAAGACCUGGAACUGGAAGACGCCAUCCACACAGCUAUCUUGACAUUGAAGGUGAGUUAAUCAAUUGUAAGCCUCUGCUGCUGGGCUUCUAUGUGGAAAGGGCUAUACAUGAAAUGUCCCCUUCUAUGCUCUCCUUUUUUUAUUUUACCUUUAUUUAACUAGGCAAGUCAGUUAAGAACAAAUUGUUAUUUACAAUGACGGCCUACACCGGCCAAACCCGGACGACGCUGGGCCAAUUGUACCAAUUCCUGUCGUCAGAUACAUCUUAACAGACCACAGACUCUCUUGUGAUCUUUUGACAUUUGGGUUAUUAGCAGAAUCCUGAAUGCUAUAACUUUUAUUCACAGGAAAGCUUCGAGGGUCAGAUGACCGAAGACAAUAUUGAAGUGGGGAUCUGCAAUGAAGCGGGCUUCAGGCGAUUCUCACCCGCAGAAGUGAAAGACUACUUGGCGGCCAUUGCUUAAAAAAAAUGUGACUCGUGUUGGUGUGACUUGAUUUUUCGUAUUUGGAUAUUACUGAAAUAAUUUAGACUCCUGUAUUUUCAACAUAACAGCAUUUAUUUUUUCUUUGUAUUCCAGUUUCUCCUUCCCCUCUGACAAGUUCAGUAACUAUCAAUAAAUGCCAGAAACUAAA
This is a messenger RNA of Coregonus sp. 'balchen', 3869 nucleotides long. The record is from the annotation of a GenBank genome assembly. NCBI's taxonomy places the organism in Eukaryota, Metazoa, Chordata, Actinopteri, Salmoniformes, Salmonidae.